Molecule: messenger RNA, 441 nt
Organism: Camelina sativa (false flax)
Lineage: Eukaryota; Viridiplantae; Streptophyta; Magnoliopsida; Brassicales; Brassicaceae
Source: RefSeq, a predicted model, not a curated record
GCUAUAUUAUCAUACACACAACCGAAACAAGAAUAACAAAAUCUUUUUCUUACAAAUUCUUAUUCAAACAUCAAAGAGAGAAGUAAUGGAGGCAAUGAAGAUGAAGAUGAUAGUGUUUGUUAUGGUUGUUGCGGUGGCUUUUUCAGCUGCGGCAGCCGCCACCGUGGAAGCUCCGGCUCCAAGCCCAACUUCUGAUGCUGCUAUGUUUGCACCAGCAUUGUUUGCAUCUGUUGUUGCAUUGGCAUCUGGUUUCAUCUUUUGAUCAUUCUUUUUUUUUUUCUUUUCCAAUUAUUUUAAUUGUAUUUGUUAAUGAGUUUGUGUGAUUUGGUUCUCUUGUUUAGAAUGUUGUAUCUUUAAUGUUAACCAUCUGUUUCACUAUGUGCUUGUAUAUCUAUGUGUAUUAUCAGUUAUCACAGAUUGUUUAUGAGUUCUUUUAUCUUA